AUGUGUAUUCUGUUCGUUUACGUUGCUGAUGGCUCCGUGUCGGGAAGGUACCGGUUAGUGUUGGCAUCAAACCGGGAUGAAUUCUACGCUCGUCCGGCCAAGUCGGCUGCAUCGUGGGAAGAAAAUGCUCGUAUCAUCGGAGGUCGUGAUAUGGAACCGGGUCGCGAAGGUGGUACGUGGCUGGCGAUCGGCAACCAUCCCGAUGGGCGGAUCAAACUAGGCGCGCUGCUUAACGUAACCGGCGAAACUAAGCCUAACGUUACCAACGGUCGUGGACCGAUCGUGGCUAAUUUCUUGACGGGAGAACUAACCGGCCGUACGUACAGCGAACAGUUGCUCGCACAGGAUAACUUCGGUGCGUUCAAUUUUGUCUCGAUCGAGUUAGAUACGGUGAAUAGCAAUGGGGGAGACCGCCAGGUGGGUUCCAACCAAACUGCCGGAGGAACCAUUCUACACACGAGCAAUGCUCCGCACAGUAUUAUCCCAUGCAAAACCGGCGAAGCGUUGGGGUUCGGCAAUAGUACGCUGGAAAAGCCGCUACAGAAAGUUUGCCAAGGAAGGGACCAGUUUGCCGAGAUCGUCACUAGACGUAAUGUACCUUUUGCGGACAAAGAUGCCUUCGUGGAUGAACUAAUGGGAUUGCUUAAGAACGAUGUGCGCCAUUUCCCGGACGCCGAAUUGACUAGGCGCGCUGGACAGCAUGCGGAAUUUCUUUCGAGCAUUAACGUACGCAUGCCCAACGGAAGCUACGGCAGUAGAACCCGUACCGUGAUCCUCAUAGAUCAAAGUAAUCACAUGGAAUUCAUCGAGGAAACGUUGGUUGGCACAGAUCCCCUUACAGGGGAAUGGCAAACUACGAGAAUCGAACGAGAAUUUUCCUAG
This is a messenger RNA of Anopheles marshallii, 882 nucleotides long. RefSeq names its product transport and Golgi organization protein 2 (gene Tango2). Gene Ontology annotation, cellular component: Golgi apparatus. The transcript has 2 exons. Lineage: Eukaryota; Metazoa; Arthropoda; Insecta; Diptera; Culicidae. The record is from RefSeq and is a predicted model, not a curated record. Gene Ontology annotation, biological process: Golgi organization; protein secretion. The coding region runs from base 1 to 882 and encodes 293 amino acids.